GCGACAGCAGUCUGAUUGCUUUCAAGAUGGCGUCUGGCAGUGGGGCAAAAAAUGACUUCCGAAGGAAGUGGGACAAAGAUGAGUAUGAAGAGUUAGCUCAGAAGCGCUUGACAGAAGAAAGGGAAAAGAAAGAUGGCAAACCUUUUCCCCCUGUUAAGCGGGAGCUUUUACGGCACAGGGACUACAAGGUGGACCUGGAGUCGAAGCUGGGGAAGACCAUUGUUAUCACCAAAACUACCCCCCAGGCUGAGAUGGGAGGAUAUUACUGCAAUGUCUGUGAUUGUGUGGUUAAGGAUUCUAUUAACUUUUUGGAUCAUAUCAAUGGCAAAAAACAUCAGAGAAACUUGGGUAUGUCAAUGAGGGUGGAACGAUCGUCUCUGGAUCAGGUGAAGAAAAGAUUUGAGGCAAACAAGAAGAGGAUUGAGGAAAAACAAAAAGAGUAUGACUUUGAAGAACGAAUGAAGGAACUCCGGGAGGAGGAGGAGAAAGCAAAAGCAUACAAGAAGGAAAAGCAGAAAGAGAAAAAGCGCAAGGCUGAUGAAGAUCUCAACUUUGAGGAAGACGAUGAAAUGGCUGCAGUUAUGGGAUUCUCAGGCUUUGGUUCCUCAAAAAAAGGCCACUGAUUUGACCUCAACCCCCCAAUCCCUGUCUCUCCUUUUUUUCUUUCUUUUGUAUAGCCUUGAUGCACAUCUCCUUGUGAAUCAUAAAUAAACCUUACUUUUUUAAUAUAUACAAGAAGUUAUUUUUAGUCAACUGUACUGUAUCCCACCAUCUGUUGAUUCCUGUUAUACAAGAAAUACAAAUGUGUGUGGGGCUGGGGAUAAAAUAAUGGACUGAAGUACAAAGUAUAAGUUUGUUUUUAAGUUUGUCUUUAAUUUUUUUAAAUAAAUGCGUCAAUUUGAUGGUUCACAA
Molecule: messenger RNA, 912 nt
Organism: Polyodon spathula (Mississippi paddlefish)
Lineage: Eukaryota; Metazoa; Chordata; Actinopteri; Acipenseriformes; Polyodontidae
Product: zinc finger matrin-type protein 2-like
Exons: 6
Coding region: 27-623 (198 amino acids)
Biological process (GO): mRNA splicing, via spliceosome
Cellular component (GO): spliceosomal complex; U4/U6 x U5 tri-snRNP complex
Molecular function (GO): nucleic acid binding; zinc ion binding
Source: RefSeq, a predicted model, not a curated record